This is a messenger RNA of Anopheles stephensi (Asian malaria mosquito), 4984 nucleotides long. RefSeq names its product tyrosine-protein phosphatase non-receptor type 4 (gene Ptpmeg). Bases 317 to 3622 code for a protein of 1101 amino acids. Gene Ontology annotation, biological process: protein dephosphorylation. The transcript has 10 exons. The record is from RefSeq and is a predicted model, not a curated record. Gene Ontology annotation, molecular function: protein tyrosine phosphatase activity; protein binding. Gene Ontology annotation, cellular component: cytoskeleton. NCBI's taxonomy places the organism in Eukaryota, Metazoa, Arthropoda, Insecta, Diptera, Culicidae.
ACUGCUCACAGCAUCCGUCCGUCCGUCCAUCCGUCAAUUACCGCCAGCAACAACGUACCAUAUCCCUGUCGGAGCGAGUUUCGAGACAAAAAAAAGGAUCUGUUUACAUUCGUCGUUCAACAGGAAAAGCCAAUAAAGCAGUCCCUUUCCGCGCUACGUAAUCGACACGACACAACGAAAGGUUCGACGUUUCACCACUCUCAAACCCCCAUCCCUUUCCCUCUUAUCGGGCACUCCACAUAACCCGGUACACGGCACACAAACAGGCACACGAGCGAGGUACCCCCGAUGACAGCAGCGACGAUGCUUGCCAGCGAUGCUUGAGCGCGUCCGGUUCGGUGGUUUCAGUGGCACGUACAAAGUAAGGGGCGCCGAGCUGGCUCGCGACAGGAAAACGCAAACGAAACCGGUGACCGUACUUUUCCUCGAUGAAAGUACGCACACGUUCCAUCUGGACAAGCGCGCCAAGGGCGCCGAACUGCUCGACCAGGUCUUCCAGCACGUGGAGCUGUCCGAGCGGGACUACUUCGGGCUACAGUUUCCCACGGCGGAAGACGCACACGCACUCACCAAUGGUGGCGGUGGUGGUGGUGGUGGUGGCAGCAGCAGCAACAACAACAGCAAGAGCGAUCCAUCGGCCGGUGGUGGAUCGAGCAGUGGAUCGAGCACCACCGGACCGAAUGGUAGUGCGAUCCCGGCGCCGCCGCCCGCCUCGUCAGCGAUUCAUUUCCCGACCGGACGGCAACCGGUACGGUGGCUGGAUCCGAACAAACCGUUCCGCAAGCAGCUAAACGAUGCGCGGACCACCAGCACGGUCGUACGGCAGCAUGCGGACGGUGGUCCACACGUGCCAUUGCUGCUGUUUCGCGUCAAGUUCUACGUCACCGAUCCGAGCCGGCUGCACGAAGAGUACACGCGGUACCAGUUCUAUCUGCAGAUCCGGCGCGAUGUCUAUCAGGGCCGGCUGCCCGUCACACUCAACACUGCCUGCCUUUUGGCCAGCUUUACCGUGCAAGCUGAACUAGGCGAUUACAAUCCGCUGGAGCACACGGUUGGCUACUUGAGCGAGCUACAGCUUUUACCGGAGCAGACGGAGGAAGCGGAGCAUCGCAUCUCCGAGCUGCACAAACUGCACCGUGGUCAGCUGCCGGCCGACGCCGAAUACAACUAUCUCGAGCAUGCGAAACGGCUCGAGCUGUACGGGAUCGAUUUCCACCGGGCGACGGAUUCAUCCGGCAAGGAGCUAGCGCUCGGUGUGUCAUCCCUCGGUCUGCUGGUGUAUCAGAAUGGCACCCGCAUCAACACCUUCUCGUGGUCAAAGGUGGUAAAGGUUUCCUUUAAGCGGAAAGAUUUCUUCAUUCAACUGGCCCGCGAACCGUCCGAACACUACGAUACGCUGCUCGGGUUCAGCAUGGGAUCGCACCGGAACGCUAAGCUGCUGUGGAAGGCUUGCGUCGAGCAUCAUUCAUUCUUCCGGCUGAAGAAACCACAUCGUUCGCCUCGUUCCUUCCUGCCACUAACGCUACGCUCCAAAUUCCACUAUUCCGGCCGCACCGAACUGCAAGCCGUCACGGAAAGCCGGCAGCGGGGCAAGGUGGCGAAGAUUUUCAUCCGUUCGCCUAGCCGCCGGUUGCUGGCCACCAUCUCACAACCACAAUCGCCUCUGCUGAAUGGUAGUGGAGCGAAUGGUGGCGGUGAUGGUAGUGGCGGUGCAUCGUGCAAUGAGGCAAGCAACGGGGGAGCAAACAUCAGCGCUUCCGGUGGUAACAAAAAUCAGCUUACGUUGCUAUCGAUUACAAAAGCCACGCGUACGUACGAUAAGGUCACGUCCAAAACGCCGUCGUCGAUGCCGCGUAAAGCCUGGGAACAGCAGACGGAUGAGCCCACCUUCAUCGAGCACUGUGCCCGCACGUCAAUGCCCAUGUACGACUCUCCACCCGCGUACGCCGGUCUGAACGGCAGCAAUGCAAGCAAUGGAAUCGCCGUGGACGAUGAGGCGAAUGGGCUGGUCACGAUCCAUCUCGUAGCCGACGAGCAGGGUCGUUUCGGAUUUAACGUAAAGGGCGGUAUCGACCACGGGCUGCCGAUACUGGUUUCCCGCGUUGCACCGCACACACCGGCCGACAAAAGUACACCGCGCGUCUGUGAGGGUGAUCAGGUGGUGCGGAUUAACGGACGGGACGUUAGCACGCUGGCGUACGAGCAGGUGGUUAGCUUAAUACGUGCCUCGCGGGAGUAUCAGGGUGGUGAACUGCUGUUAACACUGAAACCGAAUGCCUUAGUCGAUUAUACGGAGGAAGAACCGCUGUACCAGUACGUGCCGGAGGAGAACGAUAUCGUGCGCGGGGCCGGUGGACUGCUGAACGGUGAUCAACUGUUUACACAAUCGUUGCUGCUGCUGCGCGACGGAUUAGCAUCCGGGGCACUGUUAGCCCAGUACGAGCAGCUGUACCGGAAGAACCCGGAGCUGGCCAUUACCGAGGCACGCAAAAACGAAAACAUUGGCAAGAAUCGUUACCGUGACAUAUCACCGUAUGACUGCACCCGCGUCGUACUGCAGCACGCGGAGAGUGGCGAUUACAUUAACGCCAACUACGUGAACAUGGAAAUACCGCCCGCCCGCAAAACGAACCGUUACAUCGCCACCCAAGGGCCGCUGCCGUCCACGGUGAACGACUUUUGGCGCAUGGUGCAGCAGGAAAGCAGCCAUCUGGUGGUGAUGCUGACCACGGUGAAGGAAAGCGGCAGCACCAAGUGCCAUCAGUAUUGGCCGUCGGCCGAUGACGAUCCGCUCGUACCGUCGGCCGGCUUUUCGAUCAGCUGCCUUACGGAGAAACCGGACGAAACCGGUAGCUUCGUGUUUCGCGAUCUCGUCAUGACGGAUGAGCGUACGAAGGAGACGCGCACCAUCCAGCACAUGCAGUAUCUGGCCUGGCCGGACCACGACGUACCGGCGGAUCCGAAUCUGUUCCUGCAGUUCACGGAGCGGGUACGAUCGGCCCGGGAAACGACGCUGCCGUUGGAGAUUGAGGCAAGCCUUAAGAAUGUGAAGCUGCGCAGCGUGGACGAGAACGGUGGGCUGGACAAUUCCGAGCGUCGGAUCGUGCACACGGACAGUGACGAUAGUCCGAACGAUAUGCCGUCCUCAACGUCGGUGCAUCAGUACAUUAGUGCUUCGAACCCGCCCAUCAUCGUACACUGUUCGGCGGGUAUCGGUCGCACUGGAGUGUUGAUACUGAUGGAUACGGCGCUAGCGUUGAUGGAAGUACGGGAACCGAUAUAUCCGCUGGACAUUGUACAAGCGAUGCGCGACCAACGGCCCUGCAUGGUACAGAAUGUGAGUCAGUACCGGUUCGUGUGCGAGUGUAUCUGUGCUGCUUACCUGCAGCAAGUGGCGAAGGAACAGGAAGCACUUUCGGCCCCGAGCUCUCCCACCGGCACGUUGGAAGCUAGAAAAACGACUGCAGCACCAAAAUCCGUUCCGAGCAUAGCAUCGCCGGAGGAAACGGCACUCGAUACGCCGGCGGACGGCGAACGCAGGGCACCGCUGGCGACGGAAACGACAAGCCUCAGUACGGCCACCGUAUCACCGUCCAAUGGACACCAGGCAGUGGAGCAUUAGACACUACGUAUCAUCACCACACCACAGUUCGGAAGAAUAUCCGUAAUCGGUAUUAAUUUAUUUCAAUUUUCGUAUAUUACUAUAUGGUUUCUUUCCUCGACCCGAUACCCGCUGAAGCGUGUCGCAGCGAGGGUUUAUCGUUAGAAUCGUUCACCAUCGCCGGCGCUGUGGCGUCCUUUAUGCGGGAUCCCACAGUUGGACCAUCGUCUUGACAAUUUUCCUCAUCCUAUUCAUUAACCUUUGUGUUCGGAACCAUCACCAGCGAGAAGCAAUAGCGAGGGGCGCAUGGAACAUAACGUUUGUGAUCUAAACAGUAUACCGUUGUUGCGACGUAGGACGUAAGAAGCCGAAACAGCCGAACGACCCGAACAAUAAUUAUAGCAGGAAAACAAAACGAAAACAAAUCAAACAAAAGGUAAAGUGUAGUGUAACUUCUUUCGCUUUCAAUCUCAUUUUAUCCUUCCGUUGGAUCGUUUUUAACGUGCAAUUGUACACCACCACACGGAGAUCCGACGCAACCAAUCCGACCGAAGCCGAGACUAUAUUGAUUCGGGAAAGUAUUUUACACCGUUGCACUCACUGCUAUAGCCUUUUUGCCGAAUUUAUGUCCACAAAAAUGCAAGCAGUUAGCCCAUAGUUUUGUACAGCUGCGUUUGGGCGCUUUACAAAACUUUGUAUGGUGAAAGUUUAAAGAAAGGUUUAAAGAAACACACACCUCAAUCAAGUGCGCAUACAUGUACGGAAAACGAUAACAAAUAUCCAUUUGGUACAAGAUAGAGAGGUCACAUUCACACACACACACACACACACUAGAAGGUAAGCAGCAUUAUCCUAUAUCCGGACAAUACGCACAACAAUGACGACCGCAGAGGCAGAAACUGAAAUCGGGACAAUUUUUACACCAAAACCGGAAUACACCAAUCAAUUUUGUAACCGGACAUACAAAUCAAACUCCUUCCGACAGACAGCAUUAUUAUAAUCUAUGACCAGCACCCUUACAGCUACAAUCCUCUUGUGAAGUCACAGGACACACAACACAACAGGGAUGCUGUUUUGGCUUGUUAGAAGCAAUAAAACACAGUUGAAACAAAACAAGUCAAUGUUCAAAAGGAGUGAAAAAACGUAAAAAAAAGCAGACAAAAUCUUUCAUAAUUGACGAUAUAUUAGUGUGCGUUAUUUAGGGGCGAAACAAGUACUAUUACACUACUAUUAUUACUACCGAUAGGGCAUCCCCAAUUAAUAUAUAGCGAGCGAUACGCAGAACGCCGGCAGUACAGAGUGUUGAGCAAAUGUAUUCGAAGGUUAUGCAUAUUGGAUAAGAGAGAAAGCGAGAGAGAGAGUGGGAGAGUGUCUUAUGAUGAA